Molecule: messenger RNA, 1074 nt
Organism: Dichomitus squalens LYAD-421 SS1
Lineage: Eukaryota; Fungi; Basidiomycota; Agaricomycetes; Polyporales; Polyporaceae
Exons: 2
Coding region: 1-1074 (357 amino acids)
Source: RefSeq, a predicted model, not a curated record
AUGAAUGCUCCAGCUUGUUCUGCCCCCCACUUCGCGUCCGAUACCUACUCCCCUACACACGCGUACGAGGCGUACGAUUCGCCGUCACAUGCUUCUGAGUAUGCACUCGGCGGCUAUGACCACCCUGCUUGUUCUUCGCAGUGGACCGACGGUACCGACGGGUAUGCGUUCACAUACUCGGAGACACACGAGCAGUUACCCAGUGCUUUCUUCACCACGGAGGUUACAUCUGCGAACACAGCUGUGUCAUCCGUCCCAAUCCCCAUGCCAUCGCUGCCGUCCAAUGACGGACAAACCGCUCUACUCUACGUCACGCAAGCACAUUCUGAGUUGCUUUGGGGGACCCGAUUCGCGGAUUGGCAGUUUCCCGCUUGUGUGGAGUCCAUGGGCCACAGCUCGCCUCCGAUCUCACUCAGGCAAGCACUUCCCUCGAGGUCCGCGCCCUGCAUCUCUCCCGACCUUGUCUAUCCCACUGGACACGCCGAAGAUGAUGGUGUCCCCCUCCCCAACGAAUGCGUACCUCAGACAACGUCGAAUAUCUCCCAGAGCACUCGCGGUGCACAUCAGGCCUCGCGGUCCUCCUCGCACUCAUCGUCUUCGGCCUCCCCAUCGCCUGUCGCCGAGCCUCAUCCUGGGACUUCUCCGCGUCUCGUCGCGUCCACGCGCAGGAACGCGCAGGUACCCUCUCCGAAUGCACACUCAUCCUCCUCACUCAUCCGCACCAACCGCUGGGCGUGUCCCCACUGCCCCUACGUGCAACACAAUCGCCGGUCUCCCGACCUCAAGCGCCAUAUCGAAACACAUACGCAUGGUGCAGAUGUGGCAAUGUGGGUGUGCUGCGGGGUAUAUGCGUUGGAUGCGUUGGACCAGGGGGUGCCGGUCGAGGUGGUGCGGCAGGGUCAGAUCAUGGACUUUGAUGGAGUGCCUAUGAUUGGUGGAUGCAUGAAGACAUUCAGCAGGAAGGAUGCGCUGAUUCGGCAUUUGAAGGCGCAGAAGGGCAAGUGCUUUGGGGACGCGUGGUCGAUGUACCAGCCGGGGAACCGGUUGAAGGAUGGAGAAGGCUUGGAGAGCUGA